Messenger RNA from Eremothecium gossypii ATCC 10895, 1995 nucleotides. It is a transcript of the gene NEL1, whose product is annotated as GTPase-activating protein NEL1. Gene Ontology annotation, cellular component: endoplasmic reticulum exit site; COPII vesicle coat. Bases 1 to 1995 code for a protein of 664 amino acids. Gene Ontology annotation, molecular function: GTPase activator activity; zinc ion binding. NCBI's taxonomy places the organism in Eukaryota, Fungi, Ascomycota, Saccharomycetes, Saccharomycetales, Saccharomycetaceae. The transcript has a single exon. Gene Ontology annotation, biological process: endoplasmic reticulum to Golgi vesicle-mediated transport; intracellular protein transport; COPII-coated vesicle cargo loading. The record is from RefSeq and is marked provisional.
AUGCUGCAAGCGAGUUACGGGACGGCGCCGUCCACACGGAACGAAGCGCUGCAGCAGGUGAUAGAUCGGGACGAGAACGGGCACUUCUGCGCGGUGUACGACUUCGCGCUGUGCGCGACGACGGAGGUGGGUGUGUCGCCGUGCGGCAAGUGCCUGGCGUACCCCAAUUCGGCGUGCAGGGUGGUUCGGGAGCGGUGGCUGUGCGCGUUCUGCGGGAGCUGGAACGCGGCGGCGGGGGUUGGGGCGCGGCGACGGGGCGCGCACUACGCGGUGGGACUCGGGACGUCGCCCGCGGCGGCGCAGCUGGUGUUUGUGGUGGACCUGACGAUGGAGGCGGCGGAGCUGCAGGCACUGAAAACGCACGUGGCGGCUCUGGUGGGCAGUGUUAGCGGGCGGUUCGGGCUGGUGACGCUGACAGACGGGGCGGUGACGGUGUGCGGCGGGCGGGGGCGCGCGGCGGCGGUGCCGACGGACGAGUACCGGAAGUUCCAGCUGGAGCGGCUGGACCCGCAGCCCCUCCUCAAGCGGCACCUCGGGGAGAUGAGCGAGCUGUGGCUGACGGCGGAGGAGCUGCUGGUGGCGGUGGGGGCGCUGGAGGCGCAACCGUGCGGGGCCGCGCAGGAGGAGCGGCCGCGGCGCGGGACCGGGAUUGCGUUCUUCGUGGCGGCGCUGUUCAAUAUGCACAGGGUGGGGUUCGCGCUGAAGGUGCUUGCGUUUCUCGCGGGUCCGUGCACGCAGGGCCCCGGCAAGGUGGUGUCCAAGAGCUACAGGAACCACAUGCGCGGCCACUCCGAGCUGCAGAACCGGAAGGCACGGUACAGCUCCCAGGCGGCGGACUACUACCGGUCGCUGCGCGAGUUUGCGCCGGCGGUGAGCUACGAUGUGUUCAUAACGUCCCUGGACCAGACCGGCGUGUGGGAAAUGGCGCAGUGCCUGAACCACGUUGUGCAGUACGACACACUCGUGGAGGACCGCUUCCACCUGGACAUGCACGCGUACGCGCGCCGGCUCCGAAACGAGAUCGUGCCGCACCAGGUGAACCUCAUCACCUCGGACACCGUGCUCGUGGACGGCUGCUUCGGGCCUGUCCGGAAGCUCCCGCCGCUGCGGAACAACUACUCGGACACGGAGCGCGGCGUGGGCAGCACCACAACAUGGGCUUACAAUGGCACCCUGCUGUCCGCGGACGAGCUGUCGCUGUGCUUCUCGCUGUGCCUCGCGCCCUCGGUGCGGCAGUCGUCCAAGGAGAGUGCGGCGCCAAACAUCACGCUGCAGGUGGAGUUUAUGUACGAGGUCCACGGCGAGCUGUGUGUCGCAGUAACCACACUGGUGCUGCCAACCACAAGCGACCCUGCCGCGCUGAGUCUACCGCAGUCCUUCAACGCUACCAUCUGCUGCGUGUCCUUCAUGAAGCGCAUCGCGUGGGAGAUCCUCAACGGGCACUGGCACAGCUACAAGCUGCACGACUGGUGCACCGCGCUGGACGACCUGUGUGUGCGCCAUCUGGACUCAGGCAGCUUCAACGCCUCCCAGCUGGUCCAGCUUAGCUACUACCUGCAGCGCAGCGCACUUCUGCGCCUUGCGCAGACCUCGCCCGACGAGUGGGCGGUCUACCUCCUGGCCAUUCUGCGUCGCGACAGCACACAGUGCCUCCACAUCUGCCGCCCGCUCAUCACAAUGCUGACGCCGGAGCGCCAGCAGCUGCGGUUGAACCCCGAUGUGCUGCGCGAUGUCCGGCCCAUGGUCGUCGACGCCUCGAACUACGUGAUCGUCAGGUACUCAGAUCCCAACGAUUCCGCGCUGCACGCCGUCCGCGCCAUGGCACAGCAGCUGCAGCUGUCGCGCUGGCCUGUCCCGUGGUACAAGGACACCCCUAUCGGGAAAAGCCAGGACCGCUACGUCCUCAGCAGGCUGGGCGUCAGCACCGCCAGCAAUCUCCCCAGCUCCGAAGUCUCGCUGGAUGCUUAUAUAACGUACAUACAUAGCAAGCUCUAA